Cynoglossus semilaevis (tongue sole) is the source of this 4184-nucleotide messenger RNA. RefSeq names its product E3 ubiquitin-protein ligase TRIM21-like. Lineage: Eukaryota; Metazoa; Chordata; Actinopteri; Pleuronectiformes; Cynoglossidae. The coding region runs from base 38 to 1678 and encodes 546 amino acids. The record is from RefSeq and is a predicted model, not a curated record. The transcript has 10 exons. Gene Ontology annotation, molecular function: protein binding; zinc ion binding.
ACCCAUCCCUAAGGAGUAUCUUCCUCACAGGAAAAUCAUGGCUCCCACUUUGUCAGAGGAUCAGUUCCGGUGCAGCAUCUGCCUCGACCUCUUCACCAAUCCCACCUCCAUCCAGUGUGGCCACAAUUUCUGCCUAGAUUGCCUCAAUCACUUUUGGGAUACGAGACACAAAUUUGUGUGUCCUCUGUGCAAAGAGUCCUUCAAACAUCGCCCAGACCUGAGGAUUAACAUAGUUUUAAAAGAGAUCACCGAGGAAUUCAAAAGGUCACUGAAAAACAAGGCGCCACCCAAGACUCUCCAAAGGCAGAUUUCUGUGACUGACGUUUCCUGUGACAUCUGCAAAGGCGUAAAGGCUUCAGCCGUCAAGUCCUGCCUGGUGUGCAGAAUGUCUUUCUGUGAAAUACACCUGACGCCUCACCUUAGAGAUCCAGUUCUGACCAUGCACAGGCUCACAGACACAGGAACGUUUAGCCACCUGUGCAGAAGUCACAGGAAAAUCUUGGGGAUGUUCUGCAAAGACGAUCAGAUGCCAGUGUGUGCGAAAUGCACAGAGAGGGAUCAUAAAUACCAUAACACCGUGCCCAUAGAGAAGGGUCAUGGUAAUCAUCUAUCUAGUGAGAUCAAGAAGAGCGGGGCAGAGUGUGAGCGUCUAAUCGAGGCGAGGUUGAGAAAGUGUGAGGAGAUCAAGCAGUCAGUUAAACAGAGCAAACUCACAAAGGAUAGGGUGAUCCAGACCAGCGUCGAGGUCUUCACACAGGUGAUCAGUGCCAUUGAGACAAACCAAGCUUUACUGAUUGAAGAGAUUGAGAAAAAACAGGAGGAAGCGGAGAAGAAAGCAGAGGAGUAUCUCAAAGAGCUAGAGCAGGAGAUCAGGGAGCUUCAGAUGAGACGCGCUGAUCUGAGGAUCCUGGAAAACACAGAGGAUCCACUUCACCUGGCCACGAGUUUCCCACCUCUGAAUAUUCCCCUGGCUACCAGAGACUGGUCUGAAGUCAACGUCCACAAUGACCUGCACCUGGGACAAGUUAGGAAAGCCUUUUCCAAGUUGGUGGAAGCCUGCCACCAACUGGAGGAGAAACUCUAUGCCGAGGAAGUGGAAAAGCUCGGCCAACAUGCAGUGAAUAUAACCUUUGACGCUGCCACAGCCACCGGCUGGCUGAUCGUCUCCUCUGAUAGAAAAAAGGUGAGCCUCAGCAGCAAGCCAAGGAAGCUGUCGCUCCCUAACGAAUCCCGCAGGUUUGACUCCUGCGUCUCCAUUCUGGGUAAACAAAGCUUCACCUCUGGGAGGCGCUACUGGGUUGUGCAGGUUGGAGAGAAAACUGACUGGGAUCUGGGUGUGGCCAGGGAAUCCAUCAACACAAAAGGGGCCAUCACUGUGCGUCCAGACUGUGGUUUCUGGGCCAUAUGCAGGCGUAAAGGUGGCAGCCUCAAUGCGUGCGCCGGCCCCUUAGUCACCCUCCACCUCCAGGAGACGCCGCAGAGAGUGGGCAUCUUCCUGGACUAUGAGGAAGGCACAGUGUCCUUCUUCAACGUAGAAGCAAAGACUCACAUAUAUACCUACAGUGGCUGCGCCUUCACUGAGCCUCUCUACCCCUACUUUAACCCCUGCCUGCAGGAAAAUGGGAAAAACACGGCUCCACUGGUCAUCUGUCCAAUUGAAGAGUAUUUCCCUGUAUAGCUUUAAACCAGAAACACCCAGAUUCAGCUAUCAAGCUCAUUUCCUUCUUGUCCAUAUGAUAUAUGGGUACUUGAAGAUGUGAUUUUAUAGAAGUCACAAAAUGACCAGUACUCACCUGAAGUACAGGGGCUCUCAUUUCAGCCUUUUCCAGGCAAGGUCUGUGCUGCUGUGCUCUUGUGUGUCUGUGUGCUUUAACGCCACACGUGACUCACAAGUCCGACAUUUAGCAAAUUCUCCUUGAGCAAAUUUAGGUGUAACUCAGACCAAGUGUACGACAAAGUAAUGAAGGCUCAGCAGUCCCAGGAAUGUAAAUAUGCAUACAUUCAACUAAAUGUACAGCGUGCUAUCACUCCCUCGAUUUUAUUUAGGAUUAUAAACAGCAGUGUAUUAUUUUUCUUAGCAUUUUCCACAAUUAACCCGUCAUUUCAUCCUCUUCAUUUAUUUCCAUAAUUCAUUUUUAUGACCAUGUCAGGGACGUUUACUCUUCAACAAUUAGUAAUGUUUAUUUUAAUAACAAUAUUAAUACUAGCUUUCAGUUCUUGGACUUAGCUACUCAGUUGAGAUUUUUUACAUAAACUGAAUCCCAUUGGUUGGUGAUCAAGCAAUGUUUAAGAAUUAUGUUGAGGUCAAAUCUUUAUGGUCAUGUAAAUUAGGAAUGUAAUAGGAAUACUGGCUGGAAAUUAUGUUAGUUUACAAUCAACUGUAUCAUUUUAUUAGUUCACUGUUAUUUCGCAGCAGUUUAUAUCAAUUAUUUAAAAUGGAAUUAAGGAUUGCUGCUUGGAGGCCUUCAAUAAUAAAGGACAAAUGGAAUAAUGCACAGCUAUAAAUACUGCAGGAUUAGUUGAUGAUGCACUGUCCAGUUUUGUUGGUUGUUUUGUAUUAGUGUUUCUUUUACUCCUUUGAUUACUCAUUUACCAAAACUCACAAAACCUUUGUCAACGUUAGUUCUAUUUAGAAGAAAACAGAUGAUAAAGCACUGCUAUUUUUCAAACUGCUGGUUAUGCUAGUAACAACAACCAUGCAAACAUUUAAUUUGUAUUCCGUUCUGAGAGGUGGCAAUUCUAAACUACAUUGCCCCCUAGUGACCAGAGGUGGUACUUUGCAGGAAGAUGGAUUUGUUUUAUACCUUUUAAUAGUCACCACAGCAGUUGUUCCCAUAAUAACUUGGCAGAUGCCCUUCUUGACAAAACCCAGGUUGGUUUGGGGACUAGGCGGUAUCAAACCAGGGAUCUUCUGGUCUAAGGCAAUGUCAAAGUAUAAUAUUUUUUUAUUUCAAAAAGUGACAAUAAGAGUCAAAAGAAUCAAAUGAUUUUUCCCCUAAUUCUACCAGAUUCUUCCUGAAUCAUGUCUUUAAAUUUUUUAUUUGAUUUAAUGUCAAAAUUAAUGUUGUAAGGACAUGGACAAUAUGAUCGUGUAACCUGGUUUGUUGUUUAUUUUUCUUCUCUGGCAGAAGAUUCUUUUUUAACUACAUUGCUGUAUCCAGGUAAAAAUUGUUUCCUGGUACAUCAUUACACUCUGAGCCUUCUUUUGAACAGCUGCGUCUGGUGCUGCUCUCAUGAUGUGCAUUCACACCAAAUGAGAUAAAAGCUCAAAUAUGAUUGUACAGAAAAUGAUUUGAAAUUUUUGAUGAGUCUGAUGAUGACAAAAUGGUGUCAGAUUUGGUUUUGGUGCACAGGUUAUAAUUGUAUAUAAUUAUAUAACGUCACAUGGUACUUCUAAAACACCUAGUUAAAAGCUGCUUAUCUGUAAUGGUAUUUAUAUACAGUAUGUAGAAAAGUAUCCCCACUUACUCUGCUAAUAUUUACUGUGUGUGUACUAGAAGUGCUUAACUCAUGGGCUACUGUAUGUGAACAUGUACAUUUAAGUAUUUAUCAUAUGCUAAGCUGCUGUUGAUGAUUAUAGCUAACAUGAUUAUAUUGAACAGAGCUAUAUAGCUAUAGCUUAACUAUGUUAACAUAAUACAAGUUAUAUUUUUCAUGACAUGUUUAACUUGCUGCAUUAUAUCAGAACAAAACGGUUUGCUAGUCAUUUAUUGUUUUGCUGAUAUUUUUAACACCUUCAUACCAAACAUUAUCAUGUAUGGGGCAUAACAUGUAGCAUAAAGUACCUCCGCUACUUUUCUAAAGAACCUUGGUAUUACAACACAGCCAACAUUUGUGUUUUACUCUGCUCAACAUUUAUUCUCAUGCUAAUUUUACACCUCUGUGAUGGAAGAUGACAGAUUUUCCCAAGGGUGUUAUUAUUAUUCUCUACUAUGUGAACUGUAUGAGUUUCACACAUUAAUUAAAGCAUGAAUACUUUUUUGCAACCAACUGUCCAGUUUAUUGGCUCGGUCAUAGGUUUUGUGGUUAUGUGCCCAUAACAGUACUAUGACAAAUAUGUUUGAGUCCCUCCAGUCUCACUUUCAUUUGUAUAAGCAAAAGCUUAAAAUUUGACAUUUUAACAUUUUAAAACCUUGCUUGAUUACUGUUACACUUUUUUAUUUAUUCAACGGCAAUAGUAAUCU